CAACACAAAUGUCUCCCAGUAUCACCUUUUGGAACUUGUACCAACCAGUUCCCUCUAGAUGACCCAUGCACACAAAUAUAUACACAGUUUCCUGUCUAGAUCAGAGAGGCAAAAGAGAGGGAGAGAAACACACAAAACAACACAAAGUGUGUCUCCUUCUUCAGGUCCUUUCUGUGUACGUGCACAAGUUUGCUUUGUAGAAAACUAACACAUUCAUACUUCAUCGAAGGCGUUCACAGCUGGAAUCAACUGGCUGUUGUGGGUUUUCCAGGCUGGGUAUCUGUGGUGUGGUAGUUUUUGUCAUGAAGAAAACACACCUUACCGUGAUGCCAGCCACAAAUGCGUGGAAGACUUUAGGAGAGACUGCCAUACUUGGUGAGGCUUUAACACCUGCCUCGUCUGCAGGUUUUAUCCUGCAUUCUCUUUCCUUCAUAGCAGAACCCCCAAGUUUGCUUUGUACCAAGAUCUGGUGCCUUAGAACAGGAGCUUUUCUUCCUCUUUGGAGCUGGUUUGAAUUUGAAGGCUUGCAGACCUUAACAUGCUGAAUUCUACUCCUGCCUCCGAUCCGCCUUAUUAUGCAUUUUGCUUUCUUUUACACUCGGAUGGAUUGGUAGCAUUUGUUCGUUGUGACCGGCAAGUUCCGGGACUUGCUGGCGGUCCAAUACUUGAAGGAUUCUGCCCAACACAAUUCUUUCCUAACCUUCAACGCCUCUCUCUAUUCUAUCAAAGGCCUGUAAUACACAUUAAUACCCAUCUGUUUGCCACCACAGACCUGGCGUUUUCCUCCUCAGCCUCUGUUACCACAGUGAGAAGCGUCCCCGUUAUCUCACCUAAAGUGAUUGGUCCCUGGAACCCUAAAGUGACUGGCUCCCGGAAAUUUGUAGCCCAAGAUGACCCAAACACUUCCGAUUACACUGAUCCAUUAUCAGGUGUCCCGAAGGGUGUAAGAUGGGAAGUGCAGUCGGGAGAUUCGAACCAAAUGGUGCACAUGAACGUCCUCAUCACCUGUGUCUUCGCCGCGUUUCUGCUGGGAGCCUUUAUCGCGGGCGUGGCUGUCUACUGUUACCGGGACAUGUUCAUGAGGAAGUCCAGAAAGAUACACAAAGAUGCAGAAUCCGCCCAAUCCUGCACAGACUCGAGCGGCAGCUUUGCGAAGCUGAACGGGCUCUUCGACAGCCCCGUCAAGGAGUAUCAACAGAACAUCGAUUCGCCCAAGCUGUACUCAAAUCUGCUCACAAGCAGAAAAGAGCUCCCGCCAACAGGCGACACGAAGUCAAUGAUAAUGGUGGACCACAGGGGGCAGCCUCCGGAACUGGCGGCUCUUCCCACUCCCGAAUCCACGCCGGUGCUUCAGCAAAAGACUUUGCAGUCGAUGAAAAGCCAGCUGGAUAAAGCGCAAAACAACCUCAGCGCUUCUAGAAAAGAAGCCCCCCUGAAGAGUCCUCAGUUUUUUCCGUCCAGCCCUCCGCCCCAUUCUCCUUUGAGUCACGGGCACAUCCCCAGCGCCAUUGUCCUCCCGAACGCGACCCACGAUUACAAUAUGUCCUUCUCAAAUUCGAACGCUCACAAAGCGGACAAAAAGAUGCAGAACGGGGAGCACCCGCUUACAAAGUCAUCGGGCAAACGAGACCAUCGGAGGUCUGUCGAUUCCAGGAACACCUUAAAUGAUUUCCUGAAACAUUUGAACGAAACGCCGAAUAACCCCAAAGCCAUCAUGGGAGAUCUCCAAGUGACUCACCAGACUUUAAUGCUGGAUCCCAUGGGGAACAUGUCAGAGAUUCCUCCAAAAGUCCCCAACAGAGAAGCGUCUUUGUAUUCUCCCCCGUCCACCCUCCCACGAAACAGCCCAACGAAACGGGUGGACGUCCCCACGACACCCGCAGCUCCCAUGACCUCUUUAGAAAGACAGAGGGGCUAUCACAAAAAUUCAUCGCAGAGGCACUCUAUAUCAGCCCUUCCUAAAAACUUAAACUCGCCCAAUGGUGUGCUGCUAUCCAGGCAGCCUAGUAUUAACCGUGGAGGAUACAUGCCUCCUGCUACAGGAACAAAGAUGGACUACAUGCAAGGGACUCCUGUGAGCGUCCAUUUGCAGCCUUCCUUAUCCAGGCAAAGCAGCUAUACAAGCAAUGGGACACUUCCUCGGACAGGCGUAAAGAGGAUGCCCUCCCUAAAACCUGAUGUGCCACCGAAACCCUCAUUCGUUCCUCAGACCCCUUCAGUCAGAGCAUUGAACAAGUACAGCUACUAAAACUGGCAUACUUUCUCAAAAGAGUUUGGGACAAAGUUGAGGAACAGAUGUUAAGGCAGAGACUUGCUUGUCCCGAAAAACGCGAGCAAGCAGCCAAAGACGCUGUCUUUAACUUGGUGCCAUCUUGUUUUGUCACCUGUCUGGCUUCAAGCAAGACUCGACUUGCUCAGCAGAUUUUUUAAAAAAAAAAUGAAAGGAAGGUGCUGGUCAUUUCGUUUCUUUUGUUUGGAGCAGAGGAGACAUGUAGCACAAUGGGAAAGGGAUCCGUUGCCCUUUCUAAAGAGCUGUUCAAGAACUUGGGGAAGAAAGACAAAGAGAGAGAGAUCGGUGAGCAAAUACUUGAAAAAAAAAUUAACAAUGGGGUUCAUUCGAGACUGCCAUAGUGCGUGGUCUUCCCAUGAAAUGUGAACAUUUUAAUAUGUAUGCAUUCGCCUUGCCUCUUGCACAAAUGUCAGAAAACGAUAACGUCUCAAUAAGUGUGUCGGUUAAUAAGCAACUUGCCGAUCUUCGGUCUCUGGUCCAAGUGUAGCAUCCCCGGUAUUUGUUUAUGACACAGAUAAAACUUCAUGUGUGUGUGUGGGGAGAGUGUGCGUCUGUGUGAACGAGUCAUAAACUUAAGGUCUUGCUGCAUCUUGUAAACUUUCAGCAUUGUUUACACGGAGCGUCACUGGACAGCAGAUGGCUCCUGUGGAGUGCAUGGGGUUGGUGUUGGAUCCCCUGUAGGAAGCUGUGGGCUGUCAAGAUUUCUGUGCAAUGCAAAACUCAGAACCGUUGAAACAGCACAAACGCCAUUGGUCUAAACAGGGCUGCGGUGGAAGUCAAGGUUUUCCAGCUUCAAAUGUAGCGUUUCCAAGGGAUUGACCGCCUGGAGUUGAACGUGAAUGGCAGCUAGCUCUCACGACUUUUCAACCAAAACGGGGGCUCUUCACUCUAGACACAGAGAACCUCCCCCUAGUCACAAACCAAAUUAGGUGAAGACCGCACACAUAUACCUACCCCGAAAGAGAUACAAGUUAGACAGGAAGAGCAAUGAGAAAGGUGGCAUGGCCUUUCCAAGCAAGAGAGACCCCCCCCCCUUUCGAACACUGUAUGGAGGCUGCGUCAUUACCCCAUUGUUUGAGACAGGGACACAUCUACCCGCAUUCCUUCAGCUAAGGUAAAGAGAAGGGCAGGUCCAGACUCUUAGUAGUGUCACGUGCAGAAAAACCAGGAUUGAAGGUGGAUUUAAAAGGGAAUUAUGCCUCCUCUGGUCCUCACUGACAGCUCAUACUCUCAAGAAGGAGUACUGUGAGAACUCGGGAGGCAAAUGUUAUGCAAGCUAUGUGUCUAUGGGGAAAAGAGGACCAAUGGAAGUGCAUGUCACCCCAUCGUAAAGCCCUGUUUCCAACAGAAGGCAAGGUCACCCAAUUGACUUCGGUAGGGCACAUCCCUGAAAAAAAAUUGAAGAGUAGAACAGUCAUUUUAUUUGUGGGCUAUCCAAAGUCAUGCUGGUAAUGACAAUGAUUUGUAAAUACUACAUGUGUGUUUACCUGGAUCUGUGCAUUUUGUGCCUUAUUCAUGCAAAUGAUAAAAAAGAAAGGUCAGACUAAGACGCUGUCAAGUGUUCUAGAGUGCCCCCUGUGUUCCCCCCCCCCCCAGUGCAGGCUAUUAAGUUCUCUCAAUAAUAUCCGAACAACAACAAAGGGGGAGUGUUGGGGAAUUAUCCCCACAGGAAGAAUUAACGAACAACAAAACAGCAGCCCACAAGCCAAGGAGACAGCAACACUAACUCAACCUCGCAAUGUCAAACAUUCCACCCGAAAUCGCUUAAGGAUCAAAUAGUUAUAAUGUGAAAUCACAGGAGAAUUGGUAGGGUAAUGGAACACCUGCUGAAACUGCAUAACCAAUUUUGUUGGUUUCGGCAGUGUCUAUUUGCAGCUGAUCUUCAUCACAGAUGGUGAUUUUUAGCUUGCAAAUGAUGCCCCGCCAAUUGCUUGCCGAAUGUUGCCAGGACCUUAGCUGGUAAAGUGGAAUAUUCGUGAACCUUUCAGCCGAGAAACUUCAACCCAAGAUGUUGAAGUUUUUCUUCUGUAUCAAGUUUUGUCAAAAAGAUGUUUGCCUCUCUCAAGCAGAAGAGACCCUUUCCUGACUAUAUAGAAUUGUUCUCCUUUUCCCAUUCCAUAUGUUGAUGAUUAAGGACCUUUUAACUUCCCGAAAAGCCCAUGCCGAAAAUCCCGAGGGUCGUUCGUUCUUAAAACGUUUCAGUCUUGCAACUAAAACCGUUUAAUCGUUUAAAUUUUAAACCAACAAAAAAAAAGAAUCAAAUGACAAAACUGAAUUGAAUUCACUUUUCAAAUAUUAAUUAAUAAUACAUACUUGUGUGGAACCGAAACAUAAGUGUUACUAUGUGAACCCAAAUAACUUUCUGUAACAAUGUGCUGCCUUGUUAGAUGGUAAUGUGAGUUUCUCUCCGUAUUUAUGUUGAAAUCUCUAACAUUCAACAUAGUCUUUAUUCUGUUAAUUUAUCAUUUGAGUUGGUUUUUUUUAAUGCUUUAUCCAUUUGUGCAAAGGUAAAUGCAGACGGUAUCUUUUUUAAUGGUACGGCAUAAAAAAAAGUAACCCUGAAGAGAAGCUGCUCUAUACAGACCAUAGAGUACUUUAACAUGUAUAGAUAACUUGUAAACUUGUAUUGUGGAUGUGUAAAUAAUACGUCCUUUGGGUUUUUAACACCGCAUGUAAAGUCAAAAUAAACUAUUCAACUGUAA
Molecule: messenger RNA, 4992 nt
Organism: Sphaerodactylus townsendi
Lineage: Eukaryota; Metazoa; Chordata; Lepidosauria; Squamata; Sphaerodactylidae
Product: semaphorin-6D-like
Exons: 2
Coding region: 539-2248 (569 amino acids)
Source: RefSeq, a predicted model, not a curated record